Molecule: messenger RNA, 1162 nt
Organism: Schistosoma mattheei
Lineage: Eukaryota; Metazoa; Platyhelminthes; Trematoda; Strigeidida; Schistosomatidae
Source: the annotation of a GenBank genome assembly
AUUAGAUUAGUGCAGUCGAGUAGCCAGAAUACCUACAUUUCGCAUUACCAAAGAAGUUAAACCUUAAGGAAACAAUAAGAGGCAAGCGCAAACAAAGUGAUCGGUUUUCAUACAAGCGACAUCGGAUAUUGGUUGUUGACUGGAAUGUCUCAAAAUUAGUCGUUGCGUUACAUGUUUUGGUGCAGAAGUUUUGUCUGUCCUGGAAGAAGGGUUUUGACUUUUGUAAAUAGAAGUCUCUUGUUCAGUGUUCUCCGUUAUGUGGAAGUUUCAAUCGGCGGUCCGAGAACUUAUGGAUUUGCAGAAUUCUUAGUAAAUUGUCACCAAGCGACAAAAUGCUCCUGUAUCAAGAAUUAUCCAAGUGCAUCAAGAGAAACCGGACUCCUCAGUGAGUACACAACAAGUUGAGGUAGCCAUUUGACAUAUGCGCAGCUUAAGUGCAGUGAGUCUACGAGAAAGAGCAGAAUAUGCAUCGUAUCUUAGUUUUUAUAGGUAACUGUCUCCCGUUCAUAGGAUUUGGUUUCCUGGAUAAUGCAAUUAUGAUAGUGGCUGGGGAGUAUAUUGACGUGCAAUUCGCAACAUUCUUGGGCAUUUCGACAAUGGCUGGUACCUAUAUUUCUGAUAAUUUUCAUGUUUCUAGCUGCCGGUCUAGGAAAUCUUGUUUCCGAUCUUUUGGCAUAGGGCUCGUCGGCUACGUUGAAAAGUUCAUGGAAAAAAUUGGCAUUUCUGUUCCCCCAUUGUCUGCAUCCCAACUAGCCAGCAGUUCAGUUCGCUGGUCUAUAGCAAUAGGACGGAUCGUCGGCAUUACUACUGGUUGUCUUCUAGGUUUAUUGCCUCUUGUUUUGUUCAGUUGGUGAAAGCUAAAAAGAUUAACCAAGGGUUCAGUCCAACUUUCCGGGUUCUUUACCUCUACAAUAGCAGUGUUUUUAAUUAACCAGAUGUAUCUUGAUUUCUUCCUUAGCAUAAAUCUACAGAUCUUUAUAAGUCGUGACAGUGAAUUUGUAACUCUAGUGCAAACGCUUUGCAAAAGUAUAUUUUCAUACUAACCAGCCAUUUAAAACAGCAUCACAGCUCUGCAGAACGAUUUUUCGUUUCAAAAUUAACGUAAUACCCAACAUCUGGUUUCGUAUAAUUUUUUAUUCCGUUAUCUGGAUCGAUUUUUUAC